This is a messenger RNA of Symbiodinium natans, 348 nucleotides long. NCBI's taxonomy places the organism in Eukaryota, Dinophyceae, Suessiales, Symbiodiniaceae. The record is from the annotation of a GenBank genome assembly.
AUGUUUAAGAAGCUUACCAAGUUCCUGGCACUCCUGGCAGCGGUCCAUCAGGCCGCUGCGCAGGAGGAGGGUCUCAAAGCUGAUGCUGAGUCAGCUCUGGAGACGGCGCCGGAAGUCGAAGCGACGCCAGUCAUUCCACCCACGGUGCCAGUUUCCCCUCCAAAAGCUGCAAAAGUGUCACCGCCGCCGGCCCCUCCUGUCCAGCCGGUUGUGAGCGCAGCCCGCCGAUUGGAAGAGGAAAGGGCGGUGGCAAAAGAGCAGCUCAACCGCGACUUCUUGGAUGCCUGCCGCAAGUUCGACAAGGACACAGUUGAAGCGCUGCUUCGGCAAGGCCGGGCCAAAAAGUAG